Molecule: messenger RNA, 1959 nt
Organism: Andrographis paniculata
Lineage: Eukaryota; Viridiplantae; Streptophyta; Magnoliopsida; Lamiales; Acanthaceae
Product: serine/threonine-protein kinase PCRK1-like
Exons: 5
Coding region: 429-1745 (438 amino acids)
Biological process (GO): protein phosphorylation
Molecular function (GO): ATP binding; protein kinase activity
Source: RefSeq, a predicted model, not a curated record
UUGAGAAUGUGAAUCCAAAAUUAGGGUAUUUCAAUCCCCAAAUAAUGCAAGCUCUCGCAUGUCCUCCAGGAUUGAUCCACAUGUCACUCACCCAUCUUCUUUCCCCUCGCCCUCACUCCAAAUGUUUUAUUUCCACUUUGAAUCUGCCAUUUUUCUGCAAUGGAUUUUAAUUCGCGAUGGUGACUUUGCGCAAUGUAAUCGGGGGUUGGUGAGCAGAACUCCAGCUGCCUACCAUUGACUUCUUGCAGAUAAUGGCGUCCUCGUUUCUUAACACCUGGAGGGAUUUACAGCCCCCAUUUAUAUUUUGUAAUUUUCUAUUGUUUCUCUGGUUUCAUUUAAGCAAGUGGGGAGCAUGAACUUGGAAGGUUGGCGAACUAAACGAACGGCAUUAAUUCCCUCUGAGUUCUGAGGCUAAAGGGUAAACGGCUAUGAGGUGCUUUCCGUUCUCAAAUGGGAGCCGAACUGAUGAGCAAAAGACCACGAAGUCGACAUGCCUAUCCAACUUCACGUCGAGUGAGCAAGAUGGCCGGAAAUCAGGGUCAGAGAGCAAUUCCAAUUCGAAUUCUCAGAACAUUUCAGACAUAAGCGCGGCAUCGUCAGUCAAGAUCUCAUUCCAAAGCUUGUCUCAAAAGCACAGUAACCUCAGAGUCUUCACAUUCGCCGAGCUCAAAACAGCCACAAAGAAUUUCAACCGAUCCCUCAUGCUUGGUGAAGGGGGGUUCGGCCCUGUUUACCGGGGCGUUUUGUGGGAGACGGAAGGUUCAUGUAAGAGGAUUGAUAUCGCCGUCAAACAGCUCAGUACACGGGGACUUCAGGGACACAAGGAAUGGGUGACGGAAGUGAAUGUGCUCGGCAUUGUUGAGCAUCCAAAUCUCGUCAAACUUAUAGGCUAUUGCGCCGAAGACGAUGAGCGAGGCAUCCAACGCCUUUUGAUCUACGAGUAUAUGCCGAAUAGGAGCGUGCAAGACCAUAUAUCAAGUCGAUUUCAAGCGCCUCUCCCGUGGUCCACUAGGCUUAAAGUAGCCCGGGAUGCCGCUAGUGGCUUGUCGUACCUUCACGAAGGCAUGGAGUUUCAGAUAAUCUUCCGCGAUUUCAAGUCAUCGAACAUUCUCUUGGAUGAUCAUUGGAACGCGAAGCUCUCGGAUUUCGGCCUUGCUCGAUUAGGACCUGCCGACGGCGUAAGCCACGUAUCGACAGCGGUUGUAGGGACGGUCGGAUAUGCGGCGCCGGAAUACAUUCAAACGGGUCGUCUAACGUACAAAAGCGACGUGUGGAGUUACGGAAUUUUCCUCUACGAGCUGAUCACGGGGCGACGACCGUUGGACCGGAACCGUCCGAAGAACGAGCAGAAGCUCUUGGAUUGGGUCCGGCCGCACUUGGUGGCGGACGUGAAGAAAUUCGAGCGAAUUCUCGACCCUCGGCUCAAGGGGAGCUACGAGAUCAAGUCGGCUCAAAGGCUCGCCGCCAUCGCAAAUCGGUGUUUGGUUCGACACCCGAAGAACCGGCCGAGAAUGGACCAAGUCGUUAAGAUGGUCGACCGUGUCGUCGCCGAGGCCGCAUUCUCCGUUAGCCCGAUCGAGAAGUCGCCAUCGUUGACGGACGACGACGAGGAGCGGAAGCUCCGCCACGGCGGCGGCGGCGGCGAGGAGAGGUGGAGGAGGAGGUUUAUUGAUCAUGUAUUGGGAGAGGGUAAGUGCUUAGGGUGGAAGCCAUGGAGGCAAGAGAUGGUUAAGGAUAUAUUAUAGAUAUGUACACACACAUAUACACAUGGGUGUGUGUGUGAGAGAGAGAUAUGGUUUAAGAGAUUAUGAAGCAAGAAAAGGUGUUCCUGGUUUGAUGAGAACAAAGAUUUUUUUGGGUCCCUUGUUAUGAAGGAAAAGUGUAUAUUUUGUGAUUGUAUAUGCCUAUGAAUGUUUUGUAUCGGCCCGCAGGCUGCAAUUAGACAAAUAUAUAUAUAUA